AGCAGUUGCCCAAUUUAGUAUUUACCCCUCUACAAUAAAUUCUGUUUUGUUUUGUUCUACCUUUCUUAAUUUUCUUUUUCUUUUGCUGUGAAUUGGGUUCCUCUGUUUCGAUUGAAAUCGCAAAGCAAGGAGGCUUCUGUUUCAAUUAGGGUUAAGUUGCAGAAAAGAAUUGAGUAGCUAUGGGAGGUCAUGGAGGGUUAAAUAUUUUACCCCAAAAACGUUGGAAUGUUUAUAACUACGAGAACAGAGAGAAAGUCCGGAAAGAUGAAGAAGCUGCUGCCAAAGAAGAGCAGCUAAAACGUGAACAAGUAAGGAAAAGGGAUGCCGAGUUCCGUCUUGAGCAGCUUCGGGCUGCUCGUGGCUUGGCUCCAUUAAAUAAACCUGGAAGUUCAGAGCCUGCUGCUGCUGCUACUGAGCCUGAAGAGGCUGUUGAACCGGAACCCAAAUCUGGUCACAUUAAUCUCUUUGAAGGGAUUAAGAUUUUCGAUCCCAUCAAAAGUUCAGGGAAGGAAGAGACUGCCGAGAAAGAUGGGUUCAAGAGGAAGAAAUUGAAGAAAGAGGAGGCAGCACCCAAGGUUGUGGCACCUGAGGACGAGAAAUAUCGAUUGGGUUAUGGGAUUGCUGGAAAGGGAGUAAAGUUGCCAUGGUACCUGGAGAGGCGGAAUGCGGAUGUUGAAGAGGGGAGUAGCAAUGAUGGGUCAGAUAGAGUGCGGAAGGAUGAGGGAAGGAAAACUGGGAAGAAGACUAUAGAAGAGUUGCGGGAAGAACGCUUGAAGAGGGAGAGGCGGGAGAAGGAGAGGGAAAGAGCAUUGUUUCUCGAGAAGAACAAAACAAAUAGGACUGUGAAGGACACAAGGUUUUCCAGGAGGUGAAUGAACUUGCAGAAGUUAAAGCUCAGCAGUUUCAUCUUUCUAAAUGUUCAAAUUGCAGUCAUUUGAAAUUGGGGUCUAACUGGCCUUUUGAUAUUUGUUAGAGCAGCUUAUAAAUUUACUCCAUAUUUAAUUUCACAAUAUAUUUUGUAAGAGCUACGUUUGAUGCUUAUGAAUGAAAUUUAACUUUGCUUCA
Gossypium raimondii (Peruvian cotton) is the source of this 1065-nucleotide messenger RNA. RefSeq lists its product as uncharacterized. The transcript has 2 exons. Bases 180 to 872 code for a protein of 230 amino acids. The record is from RefSeq and is a predicted model, not a curated record. NCBI's taxonomy places the organism in Eukaryota, Viridiplantae, Streptophyta, Magnoliopsida, Malvales, Malvaceae.